Spodoptera exigua (beet armyworm) is the source of this 1928-nucleotide messenger RNA. The record is from the annotation of a GenBank genome assembly. Lineage: Eukaryota; Metazoa; Arthropoda; Insecta; Lepidoptera; Noctuidae.
GUCCGUACGUCUGCUCACAAGUGUGCACGUUCAACGCAUCACUAAGCUUCGUUUACCUCAAUCCGCGCAAUUUAGUUGUGUCACUGUAUAAAAUUGUUCCGUUUUAAUAUUCCUCAUGGCUAAGUUCGUCGACCGUGAUUUUCUUUCUCCCUAUUAAGUUAAUCAAGUGUCUCUGAAAGUGGACUUGAAAGUGCUUGAAACUCUCUGUGAACGCAAUACACGCGUUGUCUUCGUUUCUUUUAAAAUUCGCAGUGGCACCAGCAUACAUGCAUAUUUCGAGCGAGCUGUUGCAAAAAAUGACCAUUGUUCUGAUGUACCGCAUCAACCCUAUCUACUAUUCAGACUACUCGGAUACGAUUUAGGUUUUUACCUGAAAUUUUAUCGUCUCAAAAGCUAUCUCUGUCAUUGGCUAUAUCAUUUCGAAUACUACAAGUUUGGAAUAUAUUCUAAAGACAUCACCUGACAAAGGAUAUUUUAUUUUCAAUAAAGAAGGAUUUGACUGUAAACCAGAAUGGAUAUUGUGGCAAACUACCACCCGGUGUUCAAGGCAUUCCUCGCCGGUUCCUUCUCUGGUACCUUCAGCGCUGUACUAUUCCAGCCGCUUGACUUGGUGAAGACUCGUCUACAGAACCCAACUCAACAUGUUGUUGCGGCGACUGUCAACAGCCGAAUCCAACCCGGGAUGAUGACAAUCUUUACGAACAUCAUACGACAGGAACAAAUUGUGGGACUAUGGAGGGGCAUGGUUCCUUCCAUCGCUCGUUGUGUUCCUGGCGUGGGAAUCUACUUCUCCUCUCUGCACUGGUUGAAAGCCAAGAUGGGCAAAACGAAUGGCGACUUGGGCGCCUUGGAAGCAAUCAUGUUGGGGGUCGUUGCAAGAACCAUGAGUGGCGUUGCUUUAAUACCCAUUACUGUGAUCAAAACUAGAUAUGAAUCUGGGGUGUACAAAUACAACAGCUUGGGUGGUGCUCUGAAGGCCAUUUACAAAGCGGAAGGCAUCCGAGGCCUUUCCUGUGGUCUGGGCCCAACCCUAGCCAGAGAUGCACCUUUCUCUGGCCUGUACCUCAUGUUUUAUUCGCAAACCAAGCAAAGUGUACCUAAAGAAUGGAUGCAGUCACCUAGCGCAGCCAGUGCCAUCCAUUUCAGCUGCGGGAUAGUAGCCGGGAUCGCUGCUUCUCUGGUCACCAACCCAGCUGAUGUGCUCAAGACCAACAUGCAGUUGUACCCUGACAAGUUCCCGAACGCAUUCAGCGCCGCUGUAUAUGUACAUCAGACAUACGGUGUAAAAGGUUACUUCAGGGGUGCUGUGCCUAGAAUGUUGCGUCGCACAUUAAUGGCUGCGAUGGCGUGGACCGUCUUCGAAGAAGUUACUAGAACAAUAGGCUUGAAAUGAGAUUCUACGUCAAUCAACCAUAUUUUAAAUUAGGCUGUUCACGAAGUCGUUUUGCUUGAUAUUAUUGGUACGAUGUUCCUAGUUUUUUCAUCGUUUAGUUGUAUCGUGUUUUUUCGAAUAUUAUCUGUGCUUUAAUUUUAGUAUACUAACGUUUUUUUAGGUUUAGUAACCAAUUGUGAUAUGAAUGUAUUCAAUUUCAUUGUUAACCAUAUUUAUUAGGUAAUUCAAUGUAUAUCAGAUAUCUAGUUAGUACGACAAAAUUUUAUUGUAUAGAGGAUUUUAUAGACUAUUUUUGUACACGUGCUUCGAUUCUGCAUUUCUGCUAGCACAAACUACAUAUUACAUCUAUACCUACAAUCACCAUACAUCAUGGAAAUGGUAGGCAUUCUUCAUCUAUCUCUUGAAAGAUGUUGAAGUACCUACAUGUGUUAAAAAGUAUUUUUGGUUUGUUUUAAAGAACCAUGGCCAUUGUACUAAAUGUAAUUUAACUAUGUGCCUAUUUUGUUAUAUUUAAAUAAAUAAAUAUUUAAUCAAA